AUGUCAGAAAAGUACGAUAAACUCCCAUUAGAACCACUCUUCAAAACCAUUGAUGAAUUGAAACCUCAAUUCAUUGACAGGUUAUCCAAAGCCAUUUCCAUCCCCUCAGUAUCAUCAGAUGAACUGCUCAGACCAAAGGUUGUCGAAAUGUCAAAAUUCCUCGUUGAAGAAUUGACAAACUUGGGAUUCCAAGAUAUCCAGGUCAAGGAAUUGGGCACUCAACCGCCACCAGUCCAAGAUGCCAAUUUGCAAUUGCCCCCUAUCGUCUUGGGUAGAUUUGGCUCUGAUCCUAAAAAGAAGACGGUUUUGGUGUAUGGACAUUAUGACGUUCAGCCUGCUUUGAAAGAAGAUGGAUGGGGUACUGAACCAUUCACGAUGCAUUAUGAUAAGACGAAGGAUAUUUUGUAUGGUAGAGGCUCGACUGAUGAUAAAGGACCCGUGAUGGGAUGGUUGAAUGUUGUUGAGGCUCACAACAAGUUGGGUUGGGAGUUGCCGGUUAACUUGGUUGUUUGUUUUGAAGGUAUGGAAGAGAGUGGAUCUUUGGGAUUGGAUGAGUUGGUUGCGAAAGAAGCCAAGCAAUAUUUCAAAGAUGUUGAACAAGUUACAAUCUCCGACAAUUACUGGUUGGGAACUACGAAACCAGUAUUGACUUAUGGUUUGAGGGGAUGCAACUACUAUCAAAUCAUUGUAAAAGGACCCGGUGCUGAUUUGCACAGUGGUAUCUUUGGUGGAAUCAUUGCUGAGCCAAUGACUGACUUGAUUAAGAUCAUGUCUACUUUAGUUGAUGGAAGUGGCAAGAUCUUGAUUCCAGGAGUUGAUGAAAUGGUUGCGCCAGUAACCGAGAAGGAGGAUAAAUUGUAUGAUGAUAUUGCCUUUUCAGUCGAAGAAUUGAAUGCAGCAUCGGGUUCAAACACCGCUUUGCAUCAAAACAAGAAGGAUAUUUUGAAACAUAGAUGGAGGUUCCCAUCUUUAUCAUUGCAUGGUAUCGAAGGUGCAUUUUCUGGAGCUGGUGCCAAGACAGUUAUCCCAUCGAAAGUUGUGGGUAAGUUUUCCAUCAGAACUGUUCCCGACAUUGACUCCAAGAAAUUGGAUGAAUUGGUGUUUAAGCACAUCAACCAAGAAUUUGCCAAAUUGAACUCACCCAAUGAGUUUAAAGUGGAAUUGAUCCACGAUGGUAACUACUGGGUUUCUAAUCCAUUCAACGAAAGUUUCCAAGCCGCCGCUAGGGCCACCGAGGAUGUGUGGAAUGUUGUACCCGACUUUACCAGAGAGGGUGGUUCUAUCCCAAUCACAUUGACAUUUGAGAAGGAAUUGGGUGUUGAUGUCUUGUUGUUGCCAAUGGGAAGAGGUGAUGACGGUGCUCACUCCAUUAAUGAAAAGUUGGACGUCAGUAACUACAUUAACGGAUGUAAGACCUUGGGUGGAUACUUGCACUACUAUGCUAAAGCUUAA
This is a messenger RNA of Lodderomyces theae, 1452 nucleotides long. Its product is annotated as metallodipeptidase. NCBI's taxonomy places the organism in Eukaryota, Fungi, Ascomycota, Pichiomycetes, Serinales, Debaryomycetaceae. Bases 1 to 1452 code for a protein of 483 amino acids. Gene Ontology annotation, molecular function: metallodipeptidase activity. The record is from RefSeq and is a predicted model, not a curated record. The transcript has a single exon. Gene Ontology annotation, biological process: proteolysis.